Molecule: messenger RNA, 825 nt
Organism: Truncatella angustata
Lineage: Eukaryota; Fungi; Ascomycota; Sordariomycetes; Amphisphaeriales; Sporocadaceae
Product: acid proteinase
Exons: 2
Coding region: 1-825 (274 amino acids)
Biological process (GO): proteolysis
Molecular function (GO): glutamic-type endopeptidase activity
Source: RefSeq, a predicted model, not a curated record
AUGAAGUUCGCCACCGUUUUUGGUACUCUUCUCGCCGCCGAGGCCGUGCUUGGUGCUCGCUUCACUGAGCAGCGCCGCCAACGUGCUGCUGAGCGCAAGGCCAAGCGUGCUCUUGAUCGAACAAGUCUGCCCCGUAUCAAGGCUGAUGACAGUAUCGUCGAGGGCCUUGACAUUGGCAACGAGACCGCCCACGUCGAGUACUCGACCAACUGGGCCGGUGCCGUCUUGAUCACCACGGGCGUCAAGUCCGUCACGGGAACCAUCGUUGUCCCCACCCCUUCGACCCCCUCUGGCGGCAGCUCUCGCACCGAGUACGCAGCUAGCGCCUGGGUCGGAAUCGACGGCGACACUUGUCAGACCUCGAUCCUGCAGACUGGUGUCGACUUCUACGUUGAGGGCAGCUCGGUCUCCUUCGAUGCCUGGUAUGAGUGGUACCCCGACUACGCCUACACCUUCUCUGGCAUUACCAUCAGCGCCGGUGACACCGUCACCAUGACGGUCACUGCCACCUCUACCAAGGCGGGCAGUGCUACCAUCAAGAACGUCACGACUGGCAAGAGUGUCACCCACACUUUCACUGCCCAGACCGACGCCCUUUGCGAGACCAACGCCGAGUGGAUCGUCGAGGAUUUCUCGUCCGGAAAUUCCCUCGUCCCCUUUGCUGACUUCGACACUGUCACAUUCACUGGCGCUUCGGCCACUACCAGCAGUGGUACAGUCGGCGUCAGCGGAUCCACCAUCUUGGACAUCAAGCAGAGCAACGUGGUCCUGACUUCAUGCUCCACCUCGGGCACAUCCGAGGUCAUUUGCACUUACACUGGUUAA